AUGUCGUUAAGACCGCGGCGGAGCAUCCGAGCCCCGCAAUACCUUCAAGAUUAUGUGACUCCAGAUCGAAUAAAGGUAGAACCGGAGUCUCCAAAGGUCACCAAGAGCCCUGGGAAACAAAAGAAGAAAGUUGAGGUAACGUUAUAUUGUUCUUGGUAUUUUUUAUGUUUAGAUGGCUUUUAUUUUGUCAAAGUUGGAUUUAAAAGCAAGAAGAAGAUUCCUUUUGCCAUUUUUGACUGCAAGAUUAGAUCUCUUGUCUGUUUCAGGAGUCAGUUGAACAGAAACCAGCAGAUGAGUCGAUAGCAGAUGUCUCAACUGCAAAGGUUGCUGAAACGGUUGUUGCUGAAGUGAAAGCAGAAGUGACUCCGACCAAAAAGAAGGCUGUUACCCGGCGGAGCAAUGCUAAAAAGAAGAAAGACGAACAUAUAGAACCGGAUCAAGUACGAUUGUUUUAUACCUAGUGGCUUUGAUGCUUAGAUAUUUGAUACUCGAUCAAAACACGAACUCGUUGACGUUAAAUAAUUUUUAGGGCGAGUCGUCGAAGGAUUUAGAAAGCUCCGAGCCAGCUGCAGUUCAGAUUGAACAACCAAACAUUCCAGCUCCUGAUGUCUCGACACCUAAAAUUCAAGCGAAGCCCGUUGAAACUGUUGUCAUUUCGGAUGUUACGCCGCCCAAAAGACGGUAUGGGACGAGAAGGAGUAUGGCACAGCAAAGAGCGGAAGAGCUUGAACAGGUAUGAAUUUAUUAUACUUGGUGUUCUUAGUUUUUAGGUAACAAAUUUGUUAGCAGCCAUUUUUUCGGUCGAUAAUUAGAUGUAGUCGGAUAGAUUCUUUUGCCUUGAGGCUGUAUUUUGAUCUUUCAGACUCAAGUGCAAGAAAAAGUACCUGAAGUUCCAACAGCUGAAGUCUCCACACCAACAAUUGAAGCUGAACCUGUCGAUGCGACUGUUGAUGUUGUUAAACCGGGCUCCAGUAAACCCAAAAGGAAGCCUGCACGAGCGAGAGCCUCUGAUCAGAAAAGUGAAGAGAAGAUGGAAGUUGAUGAGGUAUGUUUAUAUUACACUUGGUGGUUUUGAAGUUUAGAAUAGAAGUUGAAGUCGGCCGAAGAAUGUUGUGGAUGUUUUUGGUCUCUAGUUUUAUAUUUUUUAGACGCCUCCAGCAGAGAAAGUUGAUGUCCCAACGGCGGAAAUUGAAACUCCAACGGUCCAAGCAAAACCUGUCGAUGAAAUUGCCAAGGAGAGCGUUAAACCAGAGGUCAACGUCUCGAAAAGGAAGUACGGGACAAGGCGAAACGUUGCCGAAGAAAAGAAGGAGGCUCAAAAAGUGGUUGAGGUAUGAUCAUAUUACACAUGGCUGUUUUGUUGUGUUUUCAACGAGUUGUUGGAUAAAAUAGAUAUAAAUAACAAGAGUGUUGGAUUCAAGAUUGGUUUGACCAAAAAUAUUUUCAUUUUUUCAGAUCGAAUCCGACAAAGAAGACGACAUCCAGGUCAUAGAACCCCCCAAAAAGAAAGGGCCCAAACUGAUAUUGGUUAGUAUCGAUUCGACGCCGGUCCAACAGAAACAACAAGAUGUCCCAACAGCUGAAGUCUCGACACCGACAAUACAGUCAAAGCCGGUUGAUGAAACGGUGGAAACACCAAAAACUCAGGUCAGUUCAGAUGGAGGUGGUGUAAUAUAAAAAUUGGUUGAAUUUGAGUGAUUCUGAUAAAAUUUGGGCUGGUUCUUUGGUAAUAGAUAUAGAAUAUGAAUUGAUGGAUCUGUUUUUAUCUAGAUUCAUUGGUAGCUUUGAGUUUUUUGAGCUGUUUUUACAAGUUUUUUUAGGAAACAUCGAAAUCCUCGAGUCCACCAAAUUCAAACAAAUCAGACCGCCGACCGAUCCUGGAAAAGUUGGUGAUUCGAACCAAAGACCUCUCAGGAUCUCCCUCACCAUCUCCAGAUCCAAGAAAAGUAUCCAAAGACCUCCAAAGAAAGCCUUCGGAAAUUCGAAAAACCUCCCUGACUCCAUCACAAGCACAAUUGACACCGAGAGGACAAAUAACCCCGGGAUCAGGCCCGCCGAGGAAAAGAACGAUCCCUCAGAGACAUGCUCCUGCCGGAAUUGAUCUGCUGGAUUCGAUUUUGGGAAGUCAGGAUGCACUUUUGAAAGAAUGCAACAAAACUGAUCAAGAAAAGGCCGCCGAACUGCAAAAAUUGGAACUGGAAAAGAGAAGACUAAGUGGACAAUCACCAUUCCUACUUGGACCUAUUGAAAAACGACCAAGAACUAAUACCGGUAAGAUUUGGGAAUUAUUUUUUUGUUAAUGUCUAGUGUAAUAUAAAAAAUUUUGAGUUUUGGUCAAAAAGUGUAAUAUGAUGAAACAAAAUGCUUGCAGUAUCCUCUGACGGCAGCCAUUCCAACUCUCCGGUCCCAGGAUUCAACCCCAAGGACCCUCUGAACAUCAUGACCAUACCAUCUUCGCCUGGCUCCAGUGGCCCCUCCUCAGCGACCACUGAGUCAAACACUCCAAAGCCAUCUUCCUCAAGACCCGACGACCCCCCAGGAGUGGUAAUCGAGAGAAGUGCGGACCGAUUGAAGCGACUGAAUCAGUCAAUUCCGUUGCCCGGACAACGAAAGGCCUCUCAGGCCAGUCCAUUGGCAAUUUCCCCCGGAAUCAGCUCGAAUGAAAAGUUUUCAACAAUUGUAAGAGUACCAUUGAGUCCUCCAAAGCUGGUAUCCCCACAGGAUUUACCGAAAAUACCAAAGGAAGAAAGCGAAAAAUCGACGAGGAAAGGUAAGGAGAAUUUACUGAAAAAAAUAUAUUUUUUACACUUUUGGAUUUUUUUAAAUGUAGUAUUAUUAUUUUAUUUUAUUGUCGUAUUUUAGCGUCUCGAUGGGAUACCUCGUCCACCCGAGCCUCGACAACCGUCCCAUCUCCAGUCGUGACCUCCAUUCCCAUCCAACCAGCCCCUUCUUCCUUUCCAAAUCCAUUCCUCCCCCCACCACCGAUGCCUGGUUUCCCAUUCCCUCCCCCAUUCCCACCUCCAGCUACUCUCCCCUGCCUUCCUGGAGUCCCUGGCCUCCCCUAUCCACCUCCGUUUGGCCUCCCAUUCCAUCCAAAUAUCCCCCCUCCGAUUGUUACUCCCGUGAUGACUGCCCAUCAAGUUCCAUUCUCAAUCCAUCCACCUCUCCCGGACCUGGAUAGCAUCCCCAUCCCACCAGCACCGCCGAUAAAUAACGCCGGAGACGCGGGAUUCGCUCCGGUUUCAGCAACGAUUUGUGAUGAAAUUUCAAAGGAAAGCGAAUCAGAAAUCCCCACGAAUCAUGUGGACACUCCAACAAUUGAUGAGAUCUCAAGUCUGAACGCUGAAAUUGGCAAAACAGUGGAUUCGUCGACGGAAUCGUUGCGCAAAUUGGCCCAAUAUGAAGUGGAGUUUGGAGAUGAGAUUCCAGGGGUAAAAUAUGAAGUGGAACUCAAAGAAGAGCCCGAGGAUGUGGUCAAAUCUGUGGAAGAUAUUGUCAGGAGUGUUGUAACAGCCAUCGUGGAGGAAGUCGCAUUCGAAAUUGGUAUGUUUUGAGAUUAGUAAAUGUCUCAAAAAAUGGAUUUUUUCUUUAAUUUUGUGAGUUUUAGAGCAUGCUGGGACGAUAUCAGCCACAGCUCGGAUGCGGCUUCACGACUCGCUACUUCACAUCGAUUCUGAAGAUGUCUACGAACCAGAUUUGGUCGAUGAAAACAUCUGCGAGGACGAUGAAGAUGCUCCUGGAACAUCGCAACUCCACAUUGAUGUUGAUUUUGAGGAAACAGAGCAGCCAUUGACGACCAACGAUAGUCAAGAAGGUAUGAAUUUUGAGAUAUUUUGGCUCAAUCUAUAGGUAUGGCUAGUAUAAUAUAAAAGCUUUGAUUUUUCUGUUUGUUUUCGGAUUUUGUGAAUAAUUUUUGCGAUUUUUAGUCGACGAAGAGGAUGAGGAUGAGAUUGCCGGCGAAGCCGAAUCGGAUUCGGACUUUGACAGCGAAGAGGAGGAGGAGGAAGAAGAUGAGGUAGAGGUGGAUGAAGAAGGUCGAGUAAAACAGAAAUCUGGCUCCCCAAAAACACAUCAGGUCGAUAUCCCAAAAGAAAAUGGCGCUCCGGACCAAAAUCCAUCAGAAUCUGCGAUUCAAGCACUUCUCAAGGACCCAACACAGUUCUUGAAACGAGCGGAUAUCUUGAUAAAAAGUAUAAAUAAAAAUGGAAUGGAGAUCGAACAGAUGGAACUGGAUGAGGACUAUGUUGUGGAAGAGCCGGAGAAACCGCUGCCUGAGUUUCACGGGGAACCGGUGCCGGAUGAGGAUGAUGACGACGCUUUGUUCGAAAUGGCCGCGGGUGGGUCUAGUAUAAUAUAAAAAUUGUGACGAGAGAGGUGUUUUCGAUUGGUUUUAUUGUUGGAUUUUGUAAUUUGGGGUUGAACAUGAACUGAGGAUUGGUGAUUUGAGGUUCUGUGAAGUUAUUUUAGGUAUAAAAAACGUAUAUUUUUUUUUAAUUUUUGAUUUUUUUGUCAAAAUUGAGUGCGCUCUUGGGCUAAAAGUGAUAAAUAUAGGAAGAACAGAUCAGACAAAACAUUGGAAGCGCCGUUAUAUUACUGUAGAGACCUAUUUUUUAUAAUCUGUUCAUAUUUUUUAUUGUCUUUGUCAAGUGUAAUAUAAAUUUUUUGAACUUUUCCAAUUUUAGGGCUCUCCCGAAAGAAAGAAGACAAGCCAAUCGAAGAAGAACGUCUUCCCGACGAUGAGUGCAUUGAACUCGACUACUAUAACGCCGACAUGAACAUCAAAGCAGAUCCCAAGAAUAAAUGGCUGGUCGAUCCGGAUAAUGGAGAUGGGUUUGCGUUGAUGUGGGGAUGCGUCAAGUCCAAUUAUGGUCUAAUUGUCCCAUCGGACUUGGAGAAGUUUCCAGUUUUGGUGUAUCAAGUGAAAAUCGCCGACUUUAUCACAUUAAAACACCUCCCAUUCGAAGAAAUAGACGCCUAUGACCUCAGGGUUGGAUGGUCGAGUGAGAAUGUGCAAACCCCGGUAAGGGAGGGUGAUUUUUGAGGUGGAUAUAGUAAUUUUUCGUUGAUUGGAACAAUUUUUUAUUAUCCAUGUUCAGGUCGGAGAGUCAGAACACUCCUAUUGCUUCUCCAGACUUGGUCGAAAAGCAUCCGGAAAUCAGUUUGUGGAUUUUGGAAGCCAGGUAUCAAUGGAUGACGUCGUCACGGUAGCCUUAGUAAGCAUCUUUUGUUAUUACUUUUAUCAUGGUGAAUAUAAUUUUUGAUGGCUUUGAUGAUAAUUUUAUGUUCUUUAGGACCUCUACGCCUCAGAAAUGAAAAUCUACGUGAAUGAAGAGGAUCUGGGGACUGUGUAUAAAGACCUCGACUUUGGAGGCCCCGGUUCUGUCAUCUACCCUCAUAUUGGCCUCAAAAAUUUAAAAGUUUUUGUCAAUUUUGGGUUGGAACAGCCAGAGGAGGGCUGCAAAUGGGAACUACCGCCUCAGUUACUCAAUAAGAACGUCAAAUUCAUUGGCCAAUUGGAGAGAAAUCCGUCGAUUUUGAAGAGAUCCGUCAGACCCCCGGACUCCAAAAGCGACUGCACUGUGCUGAUGAUGGUGGGAUUGCCAGCAGCGGGAAAGACUUUUUGGGUCCGUCAUUACCUAAGGGAACAUCCAAACGAGCAUUGGGUCUUGCUGAAUACCGAAAAUGUGAUCAAUUUGAUGAAGGUAGGAGGUUACACUAGAUAGAUUUUGGUGAAAUUGGUGGAAGAUUUUGAUAGAAGUGUAUGAGAGGUCUAUAGAUCGUUGAAUAAUAAGGGUUAUAAUUGUUUCAGGUGAAUGGAGUCCCCAGGAAACGAGUUCAUCACGGCCGUUGGGACAUGAUCAUGGGUUUGGCGGCAAAGGCCUUGAACAGAAGCUUUGGGCUGGCGUGUAGAAGAAGGCAUAAUUACAUAAUCGAUCAGACCAAUGUCUCCCGAGAUGCGAGGAAACGAAAGCUCCAGGUGUUCAAGGACUUCCUCAGGAAAUGCGUGGUUAUUGUUCCGCCGGAGGAAGAGUUCGAACAUCGACAACUUCGACAGGCCCGUCAGGAAACGGGAUCCACGCUACCGGCUGAAGCAUUACUGGAGUUGAAGGGUAAGCCUUGAAGAAGAUUUGAGAAAAUUUUUAAAAGGUUUGGAAAUAUAGGGACCAGGCUAGACCAUUUUCUUUGAGCGCACAUCUGAUAUCAUGGAUAAUAUAAAAACAUGCUUGUUUUUCAGCAACCUUUGCUCUCCCGGCCCAGGACGCCGAACCAAUCGAAGACGUGAUCUUUGUAGAACCUCCAAUCGAAAGAGUCAACGAAGCCAUCGAACUGAUCCAGCGCUACAACGAAGAAGGCCGACCUUACCUUAGGACCAAAAGAUACAACAAUAAACCCCCGCCAUCGGUGAUUAGCGAUAACAGAAAUCAGCCAAUGGGAUCGUGGUAG
This is a messenger RNA of Bursaphelenchus xylophilus (pine wood nematode), 6444 nucleotides long. The record is from the annotation of a GenBank genome assembly. NCBI's taxonomy places the organism in Eukaryota, Metazoa, Nematoda, Chromadorea, Rhabditida, Aphelenchoididae.